AUGCCACCAAACCUAUUCCGCCCUACACCGCCUCUUGGAUACCCCGAAGAUGACUUUGGGGGUCUUGGUGGACCCAUGACACCAGGCAGUUUGCAAGAUUUAUUCUCCCUCAUUCUGCAGUCGGUGCAGCCCGCGGCAGCUCUUCGCCCAGAUGCUGACGGCACACGAGCCGCUGGCCAGCAACCGCACCCUUUCGAUCUUUUGAGCCAGCUUUUCAAUCCCGGAAACGCCCAGCAUGGCGACGUGGUCUUUACACAAGAAGCCUUCGAUCGGGUCAUGACACAGCUGAUGGAUGAGAACCAGGCCGGUAAUGCCCCUCCACCGGCGUCGGAAGAUGCGAUCAAAUCACUCAAGAAGAAGCGCGUGGACCAUGACAUGUUGGGCAGUGACGGCAUGGCCGAAUGCUCGAUAUGCAUGGACAAUGUGGAACUGGGCGAUGAAAUGACUGUUCUACCGUGCAAUCACUGGUUUCACGGGGAUUGCGUGACGGCCUGGCUGAAAGAACACGACACAUGCCCUCACUGUCGCAGGCCGAUUUCGAACGCCAAUGUACGCAACGAACAAACCUCUCCAAGACGAAGAAUGAGUCGGCACCUCUCUCCGGUAAUAAGCAGCCCUCAGGGCUUCGGUCCAGAAGGUAGUCGCCAGAAUCCUGUGACUAUACCAGAAAGUCCGACCGAGUCACAGCAAUCGAGGCAGUCAUACUAUGGACGCCGACGAGAAUCUGAUUUGCAACCUUCCACUAGCGUGCGACAACCGAGAAGCCCGCAAGAAACAAGACGACAUAGUUCGAGAGGAAAUUCGGGAGGGAGUUCAGGAAGUCGAGGCAGCAGUACCGGAGGAGGUGUGACCGGUUGGAUUAGGGAUCAUUUACCGUUCUCAUGA
Capronia coronata CBS 617.96 is the source of this 885-nucleotide messenger RNA. RefSeq lists its product as uncharacterized. Bases 1 to 885 code for a protein of 294 amino acids. The transcript has 2 exons. The record is from RefSeq and is a predicted model, not a curated record. Lineage: Eukaryota; Fungi; Ascomycota; Eurotiomycetes; Chaetothyriales; Herpotrichiellaceae.